AUGUUACAAGUCAUGUUGUCGAAUUCAACAUCAUUAAAUACGAUUGCUUGGCUUAACAGUAUGAAUGUACAAUUGAAUCGCUAUCUUCCAUUGCCAUUUCUCGUACUCGGUACGAUUGGUGUAAUUUUAAAUAUUAUUAUAUUCACUCGUCGAAGUCUUGUCAUCAAUUCAUGUAUACAUUAUCUUUUGGCAAAUACAAUAGCCAACUUUAUUGUACUCUAUUGGGUUGUUAUUACACGAAUCAUAUCCGAUGGCUAUAAAAUCGAUCCUAGUAUUACAUCGGAUGUAUUUUGUAAAAUGAAAUAUUUUCUUACCUAUGUUUCACGAACACUCUCAACAUGGUUCCUCUUAUUGGCCUGUAUUGAUCGGUGGGCAUCGAGUCCAGCUUUGAUGAUGUUGGCCUUUGGUUUAGCUACACUUCGCAAUCUUCGACAAACUCAUCGACAAGUUUUGUCAAAUGGUACACAAACUACUAAAAGUACUGCACGACGUGACCAUCAAUUGUUUGCAAUGCUUAUCAUGCAAGUGGCUUUGAUCAUUGUCUUCACUGCUCCAUUUGCUGGUCAAAAAUUAUAUGACACAUUUAUGCUGAAUGUGAAAAAAUCUUCCCUAGAAAUUGCGCAGGACAAUUUAUAUGCAGGAAUUGUACGUAUCUUAUCAUAUGAUUUUGCUGUCGCACUGACUGAUGACAACUCGGUGACUUUACAUUUGGCAAAUAAAACUGGAAGUUUCAUUGUUCGGCAAGGUUUCCGUGUUGGAGCAAAUCCAUUUGCGAUGGUUUCUGGCAAAUUCAAUGGUGACAACUAUGCUGAUCUUGCAGUUGCUAACUUUGACAGUGACACAGUGAGUAUUCUUCUUGGAACAGUUAAUGGAACUUUUGAAAAUGCAACAAACUAUGCUGUUGGAGAUGCUCCAGCGUCAAUCGCUGCUGGCUACUUCGACGGUGACUCUUACAUCGAUCUUAUUGUUGCCAACUUCAACAAUCAUACUAUGAGCGUCCUUUUGGGAAAGGGUAAUGGGAGUUUUGCAACAGCAAAUACAUUUCUGGCAGGUGUUCCUCAACCACGCUCAAUUGCUGUUGCUGAUAUGAAUAUAGAUGGUAUACCUGAUGUUGUAGUCGGCUAUGUCAACUAUGGAAGUAGUAAAGUUGGUGUACUCAUUGAAGAAUAUUAUUUAGAACAUCAUUAA
Rotaria sp. Silwood1 is the source of this 1188-nucleotide messenger RNA. The record is from the annotation of a GenBank genome assembly. Lineage: Eukaryota; Metazoa; Rotifera; Eurotatoria; Philodinida; Philodinidae.